This is a messenger RNA of Trichosporon asahii var. asahii CBS 2479, 1056 nucleotides long. Its product is annotated as proline racemase. Gene Ontology annotation, molecular function: hydro-lyase activity. The record is from RefSeq and is a predicted model, not a curated record. Lineage: Eukaryota; Fungi; Basidiomycota; Tremellomycetes; Trichosporonales; Trichosporonaceae. The transcript is spliced from 2 exons. Bases 1 to 1056 code for a protein of 351 amino acids.
AUGACGACGAGCAGCAGCAGCAGCAAGUCGUUCGAGCCCUACUGGCUGCAGGCCGAGGACUGGCACACGGCCGGCGAGCCGUUCCGCAUCGUGCGCCCACCAGCGUCGAUGCUGCCAGAGUCGAUCCCCUCAGUCGCCGACUUCAGGCAUCAAGUCGCAUCGCAAGGUAACCAUCCCCUCAACACUUUGCGCAAGACGCUCUGCCUAGAGCCCCGCGGCCAUGCAGACAUGUACGGCUGCUUCCUCCUUCCGGCCAACGAGGGGGCGCACUUUGGCGUUCUGUUCUGGCAUAAGGACGGUUUCUCCACGGCAUGCGGGCACGGUACGAUCGCGCUCGGAUCCUGGGCCGUGCACCACCAUAUUGUGGAGCCGAAGGAGGGCCUGAACGAGGUCAUCAUCGAUGUCCCCAGCGGACGCGUCAAGGCCGACGUGCACAUGAAGGACGGCAAGGUGGAGUACACCGACUUUGUCUCCGUGCCCUCCUAUGUUCUGAAGCGCGACGUCUCCGUCUUGGACACAAAGGUCGACCUUGCCUUCGCCGGCGCAGUGUACGCCACCAUGCCCUCCCCACUCGUGGUCAGGCCGGAGAACCACGAAGCGCUCAUCUCCUUCGCGAGGCAGAUCAAGGCGUCCCUCGCCCCGAACGAUAUGCGCAUCUACGGCGACUACGAUCUCUACGGCGUCAUCUUCUACGAGGACUUGCCACCAAACUCGCGUGCUGAGGUGAAGGGCGAGGGCGACGCGGUCCGUCAGCGCAACGUGACUAUCUUUGCGGAUGGGGAGCUGGACCGCAGUCCCUGCGGAAGUGGCACCGCGGCGCGCGUCGCCAGCCUCCUCGCCGAGGGCAAAAUGAAGGAGGGCUCGGUCCUCAUCCACGAGAGUAUUGUCGGCACCACCUUCCGCGCUACUAUCGACAAGCCGGCCGAGUCGCCGACAGACUUCCCAGGCUGCGUGGCCCGUGUUCGCGGGAGGGCCAAUCUCGUGGCCAAGUCUGAGUUCUACAUCGACCCCGAGGACCCGGUGUACCCCGGUUUCUGCUUUAGCAACGAUGCCUAG